Messenger RNA from Phyllopteryx taeniolatus (common seadragon), 13733 nucleotides. RefSeq lists its product as uncharacterized. Bases 6493 to 12180 code for a protein of 1895 amino acids. The transcript is spliced from 10 exons. Gene Ontology annotation, biological process: mitotic sister chromatid cohesion. NCBI's taxonomy places the organism in Eukaryota, Metazoa, Chordata, Actinopteri, Syngnathiformes, Syngnathidae. Gene Ontology annotation, cellular component: chromatin; nucleus. Gene Ontology annotation, molecular function: protein-lysine-acetyltransferase activity. The record is from RefSeq and is a predicted model, not a curated record.
AAGUACAGUCAAUUUUUAUUCACAAGAAAAAAAAAAACAGCUGGUGUACGAAAAAAAAAAGAAAGCAUCAAAAAUGCCAGCUUCAAAGCGGGGAACCGAGGAGCCCCUUGAUCCUCAAGCCAAAUCCAGGAGGUUGGAUGACGACAGCGAAGCACUCCGGAUUGAAACCACACCAGCAACCAACAUCAGGUCCCUCAAAGAAAUCCAUAUGCAAGAACAGAUAGACACUGCUGCCCCUCGGACCAAGAGGAAAUUGUCAGAAGAAGAAGAAGAAGUGGGAGGGAACCCAGCCAAGUCAUGCCGACAGAGUUCCCCCCUCAGAUGCACUUUAGGUCCAUCCGUCACAAAACACACAAGUGCCAUCUGUCCGGAAGCUCGAUCAGACGGUGUUAACGCAGAGUCCGAUGACGACAACAUGACCGGCGACAGCAGCAACCAUGGACUAUUCACUGAGAGCGACAAUUCAAGUUGCAUCAAGAAAUACUCAAACCGAGUACGAACCAAGCCGGGCUGUGACUUGUUGAAAGUGAGUGAAGAGUUAGCACCCUCGACAACAGACUUUUUACAGAAUGAGCACAGUUAUGGUAGAGCAUCAGACUCCAGUCUUGACAGUACAGCCAAUUCUGCGGAAAACACCACAAAGGAAAAUUUAAGCAUUGAAUGUACAGCAGCUGGUGUCAAAUUCGCAGCUGAAAACAUGGACAGAAAAAUAACAGAGGGCCGUUGUCUCACAGCUAACAAUGCCAUAGGGUCGUCCGUGAUGGACUCUAAUUCAGAGGCUGCUGCCACCAUUAAAGGCCAGUCAGUGGGAACAUUUUGUUCCAGAAACGGAGAUGUAAAUCUCGAAAAGUUAAUCCACGGAACAAAUUGUCAGACAGAUUGUAGCAGUGAAUAUAAAGAGACUGUUUCAAGUGUGAUAAAGCAGGAUUUAACACAAAAUACAGAGCAGCGGAGGCAUGAAAUGAAGGCAGAUAGUGUCUUAAUGAGUCUUUAUGACAUAUGCGGAGAAGAUCAGAUGCCCCCCACUGCCACAGCUGAAGAAAUUGUAGUAGAAAGUUGUAACCCUGAGACUAGCAGUGAAGAAAAUCAGGCACCAGAAACCAAGUCUGACCAAAACCGAGAGAGCCAGUUUGAAGAACUUCUAACGUCAGCAUCUGAGAAUCAGACUGAAGAAAACCUAACUGUUACGGACACUGGUAGCAACUGGAAUAGCAAGAUUGAGAUAACAAACCAGUUCAAUAGAAAUUCGGCAAGUAAGAUUGAAGAUAAUUUAACAAUAGCUUUAGAGAGAAACCCAGAGAGGCAUAUUCAGGAAAAUCAAGGAAGUCACAUCAAAGAAAAUGUGAUACCAGCAGAGCCCGAUAGAAAACCAGCGUGCCAAAUUGAAUUAGAGAGCAAUAGAACCUCAGAGUGUCCAGCUGAGUCAGUCCUCGUAGGAAUUCACAAUGCAGAGUGUGCAGGCCAGGAAAUUCAGAUGGAUCCAACUAAUGAAACUGAAGAAGCAAUGGAAUCUUCUGUAAACCCAGCGAGUCAAAUGGAAACAAACCUAACUGCGACAGAGUCCGAUAAAUACCCAGACAGUCUGGCCGAAGAUUUAUUGAUUUUGAAGGAAACUGUUCCCACGUCAGAAGAGGUCCUCGUUGAAAGUUAUAAUGCACAGGGUCAAAUCAAGUCCCGUCAAAGUCCAGAGAAUGCAACUGACGAAAAUAUGACAAAAAUAGGACAAACUCAAACAACAUCAAUAGAUGAUUUGUCCACUUCGAAGAAAACGGUUCCCGCAUCACAAGAGGUUCUCAUUGGAAGUCUUAACGCACAAAUUGAAAAACCUCAAAUAGAGAAUGCUGUUCAAGAAACUGUAACAGUGGAGUGCUAUAGUCAACCAGAAACUGAAGAAAAUGUAGCCGAAAAUCUGUCACUUUCAACGGAAUCAACACCACAAGGGGUCCUGGUUAACCAUUUUACUGCACAGAGUCAAAUUGAAGAGGUCGGAGAAAGCCUACGAGGUCAAACUGAAGAAGUAAAUCCAAUAUCAGUGGAGUCUGACAGAAACCCAGUAACUCCUGAUGAAGAAAAUGUAUUAGCAAGUCCUUCACUUUCACAAGAAACUGAAAACCACUCACUACAAGAGGUGCUUGCCGACUGUUUUAAUGGAGAGAGUCAAGUUAAAGAACAUCAAAUGGUGUCCGAUGGUGACCCAGAGAAUCAAAAUGAAGAAAAUCUAACAGCAGUGGAGGAUGGUAAAAACUUUGAGAGUCAUGUUGAAGAUCUGUCGCUUUCAGAAGAAAGUGAACCAACAUCACCAGAGGUCCUCGUGGACAGUUUUAAUGAAGAGGAAUAUCAAAUAGAGUCAAAUAAGGCAGAAAAUGGAACUGCAAUGGACUCUGAUAAAAACCUAGCGUGUCACCUAGAUCUUUUACGUAUGCAAGAUACCGAACCCAUGGCACAGGAGAGCCUUUUAGGAAGCCGUAAUUCAGAGGGUGAACUGGAAUCUGACCAACACACAGAGUGUCAACUUGAAGAAAAUCUAACAUCAAUGGAGUCAGUGGAUCCUUCACCUUCAAAGGGAACUGAACCCAUACCACAAGAAGUCCUUGUAGGAUGUCUCAGUGCGGGGAGUCAAGUCGAGGAAAAUCCAGUGGAGUUGGAUAAAAACCCACAGAGUCAAGUUGAAGCAAAUCUACUAAUAAUGAACUCCAGUAGAAAGACUGAACAAAAUGUGACAAAGCAAACUGAAGCCACCCCACAAGAGGUCCUUAGAGACUUUUUUAAUGCCAAAGGUUUGGUUGAGGAGAAGCAUAUGAAGUCUAAGAGUCACAUCCACGAGAAUUUCUCUGAACAAAAGCUGGAACAAGCACUAGGUUCACUUGACAGCCUAAAAACAACAACUGAGGUGUUGACACCAGACUGUGAGGCGGCCGACAACCAAAACAGCACAAUGGAGAUGGCCCAUGAAUGUGUCACUGUCUCGCAGCAUCAGACAGAUGUGGAAAUGCCAUCGGAGGGAAGAUUUGCCACUGCGACGCUUCAGGAGGAAAUCGAUAUUCACCCCACACAAAAUGUUGAUGACGUUUCAAAUACGGAUAUGAUGAGUGGAAAUUUCUCAAUUUUGGAAAAGGAAAAUAGGCAUGUUGAAGAUUCUACAGCAGUGAUGAACAAAGUGAGAAUCACGGCUUCAGCUACCUCAGAGAAUGUGGAGCAUCCUCCUUAUUCGCUGGAAAUAGACCCUCACAAUAACAAUGAACCAAGCAGUCACAGAGAGAUUAAUCUUGGAAUUACUGAAUCUGCAGAAAAUGAAGACAAAGUGAAAUUAGAAUACAUUACUGAGGACUCAAUCAGUUCUAAUUCAGAAAAAGUACAAGAUGUUAAAUUCCAGGACAGCCCAAAAGUGAGCAAUCACGUCACUGAUGUAUCUGCUGUUAUACAGAAAGAUUUAGCACCUACAAAUAUCAAAAGCAGCGGAACUGAAGAACAUAUUGCUGUUCUGGAGAAAAAGGAAAAAACCCAUGAGGGUGAAGAGAUGGAGUUAAGUCAAAACAGCCACAACGUCUGUGAAUAUGAAAACAAUAUGAAUGUUGUCCCUGUGGCAACAUCUGUGAGCCCAGCUGAUCUCCAAAUGCAGAGAAAUAAUGACUUAGUGAACCUUCUGGGGGAAACCAAAACUCAAAUAAGCCAAGCGGAAGUGGACAUGCAUCCAACAGCAGAUAUGUCUUCUGAAGCCCUCAUAGAAGAAAACCAGGAAGAGGCAACAUUUCCUGAUGCUCAUGAUAGUCAGGCAGAAAUAUCCAUGGAGCAUGAAGAUUCCGUCGCACAGGAGAAUGUUACCACGUCAGCAUCUGAGAUUUCUUACGAGACACAAAACCUAGAAGGUCAAAUGUGGGAAACCUCUCACUUGGAAAUACAUCAUGAAACUGAGCUGCCUCCUGAGGUUUGUGAAGACGCCAUGACCGAUCAUUCUUCAAAUGAAGAUGAUGCAAUAAACCUUAACCAUGCGCAUUUGCUACAAAAUCCACAAACAACAUCAGCACCAGGGGAUUCUGACCUAGCUGGAAGCGACGAGAAGCAAGAAGUCGAAGAACUUGCGGCGGGCAUAUGUGAUGUUCAAACAGCUCCAGAUUUUACCGCAAAUGGCUGCCAUGAAAACAUGGGUACCGCACAGUGUCUCACACAAGUAGAAAUGGACUUCAGGACAAUCGUAGAAGGAGAGGAAAUGCGCAAGGAGGCCAGUGAAUCUACACUUGUCGUCUCAAUCUUGGAGAAUGAGGAUGUCACAGAGGUCGUCGCCAGAAGUUCAGAGGAUGCUGUGAACCAAGCAGAAAUGGACAUGCCAUCAGCACCGGAGUCCGUCUCAAAGAUUUCAGCUUCUAGUAAGGAAAUACAACUGCAGAAUGAAGACAAUUUAUGUGUUAUUGCAGAGGUUCAUCUCAAUAACACUUUUGUAGAAACGGGAGCCACUUCUAAUGCUGUUACUACUUUAGUUCGGCAAGUCGAAGAGGUGGCGAAAGUUACCGGUACUUUGGCUCUUGUUGAUUCUGGAAAUACUAGUCUUGAUCAUAUGGAUCUUUUGAGUGAAUCUGUUUAUUCAACGUUAGAAAUGGAGACAAGUUGGCAAGAUGAGGACGCUACUGCAAAGAUGUUCAGUAAUCGUGACACUGUAGGAGAAGAUUCUGAAUGUGAUGUCGUCCAAAUUGUUGUUUUGGCCCAACCGGCUGUCACUGCUACUGUACCCCAAUCUUCAGAAGAGCAGAACGAGGCAGCCAGUCAGUCACAAAUUGAAAACCAGAUUGUGUAUGAGCCCAUUAGUAGUCCAGAGAGUAGCGAAGAUGCAGAUGCUGCUAUAGCUUUGGAGAAUCAAGGUUUGAUGUCUUUAAAGGACAUACCAAGUAUUCUCGACACAAAGGAGGCCUUGUCUACAAAUGAAUGCAUGCAGGCUAGUCUUUUGCAACUGGAAAAUGUGGAAACUGCUAAAGAAGAGCAGGCAGGAUGCCAAGCAGUUGUUGAAAUGAUGAAGCUACAAACGACCACCACUUUUCCAGAGACUGAUGCAGAUGGAAAACCUGUGACUCCUGUGGAGAAGCAAUAUUUGUGGUCUUCACAGUACAUACCAAGUACUCAAGACAUGAUGGAGGACUUGACGACUAAUGAAAGCAUGGAGGCUAAUCGUUUGAAACUAGGAAAUAAAAAAACUACUAAAGAACAACUGACAGAUGACCAAACAGCAGUUGAAAUGGAGGAGGUACGGCAGACCACCACAGUUUCAGAGAGUAAUGGAGAUGACACUACUGAUUUGGAGACGCAAGCAUUGGUGUCUUUAGAGGAGGUAACAAGUACUCAAGACACAAAGGAGAACCUGCUUGCUCAUGAACGUGCAGAGAAUAGUCAUUUGCAACUGGAAAAUGAUGAAAGUGCAAAAAAGGAACAGACAGCUGGCCAAGUUGCAGUUGAAAUGGAAGUAGAACAGACUGUUCCAGAGUGUAGUCCAAGAGGUAACAGAGAUGGAGAUGCUGCUGUGGCUUUGGUGAAGCAAUAUUUGGCGUCUUCAGAGGCUGUAUCUAAGACUCAAAACAUAAAGGAGGACUUGUGUACUAAUGAAAGUAAGGAUGCUAGUCAUUUGCACCUAAAAAGUAACGAAACUGUUAAACAAAACUCGACAGGUGACCAAACAGCAGUUGAAAUGGAGGAAUUACAACAGACCACCACAGUUCCAGAGCGUAAUGGAGAUGCCACUACUAAUUUGGAGAAGAAAGAUUUGGUGUCUUUUAAGAAUGUUCCAAGUACUCAAGAAACAAAGGAGGACUGGCCUACUAAUGAAAGUGCAGAGGCUAGUCAUUUGCAACUGGAAAAUGAUGAAAGCACCAAAGAGGAACAGACAGCUGGCCAAGCAGCAGUUGAAAUGGAGGUACAGCAGACCACAGCUGCUCCAGAGAGUAGUCCAGAGAGUAACAGAGAUGGAGAUGCUAUUGUGGCUUUGGAGAAGAAAGAUUUGGUUUCUUUCGAGGAUGUACCAAGUACCCAAGAAACGAAGGAAGACUUGUCUACUAUUAAAACCAUGGAAGCUAAUCAUUUGCAUCUGGACUUUAAUAAAACUGCUAAACAAGAACUGAAAGAUGACCAAGCAGCAGUUGAAAUGGAGGAAUUAAAACAGACCACUAAAGUUCCAGAGAGUAAUGAAGAUAGAGAUGCUGCUACUCAUUUGGGGAAGCAAGAUUUGGUGUCUUUAGAGAAAGUACAAAGUACUCAAGGAACAAAGGAGGACAGGCCUACUAAUGCAAGUGCAGAGGCAAGUCAUUUGCAGCUGGAAAAUAAUGAAAGUGCCAAAGAAGAACAGAAAGAUGGCCAAGCAGUCGUUGAAAUGGAGGUACAACAGACCACCACUGUUCCAGAGAGUAACAGAGAAGGAGAUGCUGUUGUGGCUUUGGAGAAGAAAGAUUUGGUUUCUUUCGAGGAUGUACCAAGUACCCAAGAAACGAAGAAGACUUGUCUACUAUUAAAACCAUGGAAGCUAAUCAUCUGCAUCUGGAGUAUAACAAAACUGCUAAACAAAAACUGACAGACGACCAAGCAUCAGUUGAAAUGCAGGAAUUAAAACAGACCACCACAGUUCCAGAGAGUAAUGAAGAUAGAGAUGCUGCUACUCAUUUUGGGAAGCAAGAUUUGGUGUAUUUCGAGAAAGUACAAAGUACUCAAGGAACAAAGGAGAACAGGCCUACUAAUGCAAGUGCGGAGGUAAGUCAUUUGCAGCUGGAAAAUAAUGAAAGUACCAAAGAAGAACAGACAGAUGGCCAAGCAGUCAUUGAAAUGGAGGUACAACAGACCACCACUGUUCCAGAGAGUAGUCCAGAGAGUAACAGAGAUGGAGAUGCUGUUGUGGCUAUGGAGAAGAAAGAUUUGGUUUCUUUAGAGGAUGUACCAAGUACCCAAGAAAUGAAGAAAGACUUGUCUACUAUUAAAACCAUGGAAGCUAAUCAUUUGCAUCUGGAGUAUAACAAAACUGCUAAACAAAGACUGACAGACGACCAAGCAUCAGUUGAAAUGCAGGAAUUAAAACAGACCACCAUAGUUCCAGAGAGUAAUGAAGAUAGAGAUGCUGCUACUCAUUUUGGGAAGCAAGAUUUGGUGUAUUUCGAGAAAGUACAAAGUACUCAAGGAACAAAGGAGGACAGGCCUACUAAUGCAAGUGCGGAGGUAAGUCAUUUGCAGAUGGAAAAUAAUGAAAGUGCCAAAGAACAACAGACAGAUGGCCAAGCAGUCGUUGAAAUGGAGGUACAACAGACUACCACAGAGAGUAGUCCAGAGAGGAACAGAGAUGUAGGUGCAGAUGUUGGUGUGGCUUUGGAGAAGAAAGAUUUGGUUUCUUUAGACGAUGUACCAAGUACACAAGAAAUUGAGGACCUGUCAACUAAUGAAAGCAUGGAAGCUAGUCAUUGGCACCUGGAAAAUAACAAAACUGCUCAACAAGAACUGACACACAACCAAUCAGCCGUUGAAUUGGAGGAAUUACAACAGACCACCACAGUUCCAGAGAGUAAUGGAGAUGGAGAUGCAGCUACCAAUUUGGAGAAGCAAGAUUUGGUGUCUUUAGAAAAAUUACCGAGUGCUCACAACAGAAAAGAGGACAUGCCUACUAAUGAAUGUGUGGAGGCUAGUGACUUGCAACUGGAAAAUGAUGAAACUGCCAAAGAAGAACCGACAAAUGGCCAAGCAGCAGUUGAAAUGGAGGAUGUACCAAGUACUCAGGAAAUGAAGAAGCACUUAUCUGUUAAUGAAAGCGUGGGCGCUAGUUAUUUGCAACUUGAAAAUGUGAACACUGCUGAAGAAUGUACAGACGUCCGAGCAGUAGUUGAAAUGGAGGUAGAACAGACAACCAUAGUUCCAGAGAGUAACAGAGCUGGAGAUGCUGCUGUGGCUUUAGAGAUGCAAGAUUUGUUAUCUUUAGAGGAUUUACCAAAUGCCCAAAACACAAAGGAUGACUUGCAGCUGGAAAAUGAUGAAAAUGCCAAAGAAGAACAGACAGAUGGCCAAGUAGUAGUUGAAAUGAAGGUACGACAGACCACCACAGUUUCAGAGAGUACUCCAGAGAGGAACAGAGAUGGAGAUGCAGAUGCUGGUUUGGCUUUGGAGAAGAAAUAUUUGGUUUCUUUAGUGGAUGUACCAAGUACACAAGAAAUUGAGGACUUGUCUACUAAUGAACUCGUGGAAGCUAGUCAUUUGCACCUGGAAAAUAACAAAACUGCUAAACAAGAACUGACACACAACCAAGCAGCCGUUGAACUGGAGGAAUUGCAACAGACCACCACAGUUCCAGAGAGUAAUGGAGAUGGAGAUGCAGCUACUAAUUUGGAGAAGCAAGAUUUGGUGUCUUUAGAAAAAUUACCGAGUGCUCACAACAGAAAAGAGGAAAUGCCUACUAAUGAAUGUGUGGAGGCUAGUGACUUGCAACUGGAAAAUGAUGAAAGUGCCAAAGAAGAACCGACAAAUGGCCAAGCAGCAGUUGUAAUGAAGGAUGUACCAAGUACCCAGGAAAUGAAGGAGGACUUAUCUAUUAAUGAAAGCGUGGGCGCUAGUUGUUUGCAACUGGAAAAUGUGAAAACUGCUGAAAGUACAGGCAUCCAAGCAGUAGUUGAAAUGGAGGUAGAACAGACAACCACAGUUCCAGAGACGAGUCCAGAGAGAAGCAGAGCUGGAGAUACUGCUCUGGCUUUGGAGAUGCAAGCUUUGUUGUCUUUAGAGGAUUUACCAAAUGCCCAAGACACGAAGGACGACUUGCAACUAGAAAAUGAGGAACCUUCCAACUUAGAAAAGACAGAUGGACAAGCAGCAGUUGAAGUGAUGGAACUACAACAGACCACCACAGCUCCAGAGAGUUUCACAUCAUCUGCUACAGUCGUCAAUGAACCAGCUGACUUCGCCUGCGAAGAAAAGGUUCUGUCUACAGAUUCUGUGGUUGUGGCAGAGGCUUCUGAACACCUGGAGGACGACCUCCUAGUGACGGCACCUUCGGCUGUCCCUGCUGUACCAGACCGUAGAUCUGAGCAAUAUGUCAUUCUAGAGCCGGUCACAGAGGGCGAAAUUCACUUAGAUAUCGUCUCUCAAGCCGCUGCCGCAUCAGGUUUGUCCAACCCCUGUUUGUUGAACCAGGUGGAUCCAAACUGCAUGUUCACAGCUACAAACAGACCCCAACAGACCUGCCUUUUGAAGACUGAAGAGCAGCCCGCUGAGUUCAAAGAUGUUGCAGUGACUCCUUUAGGUGAAGAGGCAAAAGGUUUAACUGCACCACCUUCAGAAGAACUUAUUGAGUUGACUCCAGACCGCUCCCCUCAACCAUCAUCCAUCAUGGUAGAAACAGCCGAUUCUCAACCUCAUGGUGUGAACUUUGAGGUGACAGAGGACGCCGGGGGUGACUUGGCCCUCCAAGAGUUGCAAAUUCUGGAAGACAUGGAGAUCGGUCAUGAGAUUGUAGUGGUCGAGGUCGGCAACGAAGAAGACAGCGAUAUUAUGAUUUUAGAAAAAGCCGCCACUCAAGGACCUUCUCUUCAAAAGGCAGUGGAAAAGACUGAAAAUGAAGCUGUUUUAAAUACAAACAAUGUAUCUUUAAAGCCAGACAUUAACAGCAAUAUUGUCCUUGAGAAGCCCAAAAAGCAAGAAAUGAACACCCAAGCAAGAACCAAAGCGCGUCUGGCUGCUUUGGCAGAGCAGAAAGCUGCCACCAUGAAGAGAACAGCCAACAAGCAGCAGCUCAACCUCUUAGCCUUGUGUCAUGAAAUUGCUGAGGACAUUGCCACGGACAGCAUGCUGUUAAAGAGGAUUGAGGAGGAAAAACAAGCGGCGGCUAAAAGUGAGGCCGCCAAGAAGGAAAAUCCACCUGUGAGCGUGCAGGAAGUAGCCGCCAUUGACGUCAAACCUCCCGCUGAAACCGAAAGCUCCUCAGAAAAGGUGCCCCAUGCUGAGGAGCCCCCUGUGGUGCAGCCUCCCAGUGCUGAAUCCAAGCUGGCAGAGGACCCGCCAAAGAGGCGUUUCUUCGUCUCACAAGUUUCCGUACCGCUGAAGGCCCACGAGAAGAAGAAACUAACUCGAUAUCAAAAGCUAAGACAGGUCGAACUCCAAAGGGAGAAAAUGUCAUGGGCACGCAUGAAGAAAAUGAAGUCUGACCAGGCCAAUCAAAUGUUCUCGGACAUGGACUGGCAAGCAUCAAUGUUUACACCUGCUCUGUUUUCCACCAAUGCCACGACCACUGGUCCUGCACCCAAAGCCAGUUCAUCCCUGCUUCCAAGUCCUGCCUUAAGUAGCAAACCAGCAUCACCCAAGCCAGAACCUCCUGUGGUUGAGACUCUCAAUAUUGAAGCUGCUAAAACGGAACCACCUAAAGUGGACGCCUCCAAGACUGAACUAGAGGUCAACACUGAACCCCCUAAAACGGAAACACCGCCGACUGAACCCACUAAAGCUGAAAACACGAGAAUAACAAGGCAAAGUAGUAAGUCUCAGGCCCCUAAGGUGACUCCUCCUCCAGCUCCCACCCCAAAAGUCACCAGAUCGUCCACCAGGAGAUCUCUGCCUGCUGUACCCCCGCCCAUGCCCAACGGACUUAAGGCGUCAAAACCUCAGCCUGUCGAGUACAAACCAUACAAACCACGGCCCAGGUAUUCACCAGAUGAUUUUGAACUUGACGAUGAUCCGUUACCAGCGCCUCCAAAAAGGUCUGGUCCUCUGCCCAGGCCUAACCAGCCCCAAAGUCGGUCUAGUCCCCUGGUCCAAUCGAAAGCCACGCCCCAACUUGCCAGCCAGCCAAAACUUAAACCCUUAACCACCCCUGCUGGACAUAUCCCAGGUCAGUCAAAACCUGUCAUUUCAACCGCUGCGCAGUCCAAACCUGCCUGUUCUCCCAGUCAACAGCAUGCCAUUGCCACAACCCCUCAGUCAAAAGCCUCCAUCACAUCUGCUCCCGUCAAACCGUCCGCUGUAGUUCUUCAAUCAAAACCUGCCUCGGCUGCAACUCAAUCGCAGCAGGCGCCGUCUGUUUCGCCCCAGCUGAAAACUACUGGCGCUGCCCCAGCUCAGACCACCCAGCCAGCAGCUUCAAACACGUCCCUGAUGAAGGCUGGUGGUCCUCAGGCUGAGGGAGUUCCAGGUCCCGCGAAAACCUUGCAACUUCAGGCAACAACAGACACGGAAAGCAAGGAUACUGCUGCUGCUUCAAGUUCAUCAAGUCCACCUAAAAGUCCCCCUCCAUCGAAAGAGAGCGCUAAUCCUUCUGAUGCACAGCAAUGCGAAGAAAAGCCUGCAGUUGCUGAUGAGUGCCAAAAGACCAAUACCUCCAGGAUAGCCCAGAAUGCAUCAGAAACAUCUUGUCAAGAUGGUGUGGUGAAGCAGCAAGAGUUACAGACUCCUCUCUCUGACGCGUGUCUGCAAAGAGAAGUCAAGAAACUAAAGGAGGCUGACAAAGAUGAUAGCCAAACUGUCAUUGAUGCAGGACAGAAGCACUUUGGAGCCGUGGCCUGCAGCGUGUGUGGGAUGCUGUACUCUGCCGCCAACCCCGAGGACGAAUCGCAACAUUUGCUCUUCCACAACCAGUUUAUCAGUGCCGUCAAAUACGUGGGCUGGAAAAAGGAGAGGAUCCUGGGAGAAUUCCCCGAUGGCAAAAUCAUUCUUGUCCUGCCUGAUGAUCCCAAAUACGCCCUCAAGAAGGUUGAAGAAAUACGGGAGAUGGUGGACAAUGACCUUGGUUUCCAGCAGGUGGGGACAAAGUGUCCCUCCCUGACAAAAACCUUUCUCUUCAUCACCAACGACAAGAAAGUGGCGGGAUGCCUCAUAGCAGAGCACAUCAAUGAGGGCUUCCGGGUGAUCGAGGAGCCCGAACCCGAGGGCUCGGAAGGGGAGAAGGUGAUGUUUGAGCGUCAAAGGGCGUGGUGCUGCUCCACCACGGCCGAGCCGGCACUGUGCGGGAUCAGCCGCAUAUGGGUGGUGAGCAUGUUGAGACGGCAAGCCAUCGCCUCGCGCUUGGUCGAGUGCCUCAGAAACAACUUCAUCUACGGUUCCUACCUGAGCAAAGAUGAGAUCGCCUUCUCGGAUCCGACGCCUGACGGCAAGCUUUUCGCCACGCACUACUUCGGCACCUCGCAGUUUUUGGUGUACAACUUUGUCAGCGGGACGCACUCGCCACGCCCCAAAACUGACUCUGUAUGACGGUCGAGCACAGAGGUGAGGGCGACACCGAGAGUGGACACCCCCUCGCCAAAAGACGUCUGAUGGACCUCAAUUUUUUCCCCCCACAAAAUGGACACACAUUGGUUCCAAUCUCAGGAUGAACAAAUUCACCCUUUCUGCUCACAUGACAGAUUUAUUUGAAUGCACCAAUGAAUAUUGGGGCCACCCUGAAAAGAAAAAAAUGAUAAUUAAACUGCAGUGUUGAAGGCAUCAUUUUAGGAGAAUAAAUUUGGAUAUUUUUUUAGAUAAACCAAAGAUCAGUUUUUAUAUUCAAAAUGUACCCUUAUUUUUCAGGAAAAUCUAAAUUCUAAAAAAUACGUAACUCAAGUAUAGCACUAUUUGCUUGAAAACAUGCAGUUCUGAGGACCGGGGUUCAAAUCCCGGCCCCGCAAGAGAGUUUGCGUGUUCUCCCCGUGCCUGCGUGGGUUUUCUCCGGGCUCUCCGGUUUCCUACCACAUCCCAAAAACAUGCAUGGUGGGUUAAUUGAAGGCUCUAAAUUGCCCGUAGGUAUGAAUGUGAAUGGUUGUUUGUUUCUAUGUGCCCUGCGAUUGGCUGGCGACCAGUUCAAGGUGUACCCCCGCCUCUCGCCCGGAGAUAGCUGGGAUAGGCUCCAGCACGCCCGUGACCCUUGGGUGAGCGGAACGGAAGAUGAAUGAAUGAAUGUUACAACUAAAUUCUGGAUAAUGUAUGAGUUUAUCUUAAAUUCCAAUAGCUUGAAGUGACUUGAAAUCAUACGAGUUUAUUCUCGCAAAAUCAUUUUUAUCUCGAAAAUAUAUGCCUUUAUUCUCCUAAAAUUAAGGACUUCAAUCUGCAAAAUACUUGUUUUUUUUUCUCUCUCAAAAAUAUGCAAAUUUUUUAUUUUUAUUUUUUCCCCCCCCCCCUCCUUCCAGUAUGGCCCUCAUACUCCUUUGUACGACACGAAUCAUGUAUUUUAUUCCCAUGCAUUAACAUGCGAUCAAGUACAUGGUGUCCCCCCACCCCACCCCACCCCCCUCCAAUGGCUGCUCACUUUUUACACCCUUUUUACUCCCCUCCAUCAUGUUUUAUCGCAACAUUUCAAACUAACAAUGUGAGAACUUCUUAUCUGAAGAAGAAAUGUUUAGAACUGUAGCUUGGGCAUUUUUUUAAAAACUUUUUUUUAGCUCACAUAUUUGCUGAGCCAUAUGCUGUUCGCCAUCAAAGCGGCAGGGCAUUGUAACCUAUACCAUAAAAAUAUUUUUUGCGGUUUAUUUCACCCAGGCUGGCCAUUCUGCUUUGAUGUUGUGCCUGAAUUUCAUUAACAGUGUGACUUAAUUCCUUUUUGGUUUUUUUACAUGGUUAGUGAACAGUUAUCAUCCUUCUAUUCCUUAAUAACUUACACUGUACUAUAUCAAACGGUCGUGUAGAUAAAUGCGUACUAUAACAUUUAUAAUAAACGAUGUGGAAGGUCUGAAAGGCUCUUUUUUUACCCCCUCCCUCUUAUGACUGUGCAUACAUUUGAUUUAUACAAAAAGUUGUAAAUAUUUAUUUAAAUAAUAAACAGUAAAAGCAUU